Molecule: messenger RNA, 669 nt
Organism: Ostreobium quekettii
Lineage: Eukaryota; Viridiplantae; Chlorophyta; Ulvophyceae; Bryopsidales; Ostreobiaceae
Source: the annotation of a GenBank genome assembly
AUGGCUUCCAAGACGGGAGGUCGCGUCGCCUGGGGGUCGCAGAGGUGCGACUUGGGGAGCCGCGCGGGAUGCCAAGGGCCGCCGGCGGGACCGCGGAGGGCUCGGCUGCAGGUGUGCGCCGCGGUGAAGAAGUCCAAUUCGAAGAACAUCGUGUGCAGCAAGACUCUGAUCGUCAAGCAGGAGCACAUGGAGAAGGUGAAGGAGAUGUGCCUGGAGCUCGCGGAGCACGCCAAGGGGGAGAUGAACGACCGGAAGAACGGGAUUUUGGGUUUUGACGUGAUGGCGGACCAGUUUGAGGACGGCACCAUCCACUUCUGGGAGCGAUACACCGAUAACCAGAGGCUGAACAAGUUCAAUGCCAGCCCCAAGUUCAUGGCAUUCAUGGAGGGCGUCUCGGAGUACUUGGAGCGGCCUGUGGGCCUUGCACUGUACGAAUACAACGAGGGCCAGAUAGGCAACUCGUGCGUGCAAGAGGGGCCCAAGGGCGAAGGUGGCCUGGACGAUGCCACUGGUGCGGGGCUCAAUGCGGGCGCCAGAAUGUCACAGACAGCCAACGUCGUCAACCUGGGGGAUAUGAAGCGAGGUGACGAGGGGGACGCCUUUGGCAUGGACUUCAAAUUCCCGUGGCAAAAGGAUGACAAGGACGACGACGAUGACGAGAAGAAGUAA